Molecule: messenger RNA, 4836 nt
Organism: Limulus polyphemus (Atlantic horseshoe crab)
Lineage: Eukaryota; Metazoa; Arthropoda; Merostomata; Xiphosura; Limulidae
Exons: 13
Coding region: 95-2023 (642 amino acids)
Molecular function (GO): acyltransferase activity, transferring groups other than amino-acyl groups
Source: RefSeq, a predicted model, not a curated record
UGUGUGUUACAGACAGAAUAAAAGAUCCCUACUGCUGUGUAGACGAGAAUCUGGUCAGUAAACGAAGCCUGAUUGAAAUAUACUUUUUAUCACAAUGCUUUCUCUGUCUGCUUCCGAACAAGUUCGCUUUCGAAAUAAGAAAGGCAACGUUGUUACGGCCUUGCCUGUGACGGUAGAAUUUGGAAAAAUUGUUAAAGGCGACAGAAACACGCGAAAUUCCAGUUUCGGUGAAUGGAAGAAGAUCAUGAGUAGCACACUUGGAAGCGAGCAGGUGGUUUCCCCAACAGACCUUCUUCACGCUGUAGUAGCAUUGUACAACACCUGUUUACCAAGAUUUUCUCCACAGUCUGUAUACAACACUAUUUGUGGAGAGGGAUCAAGAACUUUGCUUUUGUUAAGAAACUCAUCAGAAAUCCUUCAAGAGUGGGAGAGCCAGAUGAAUAGCCCUCAGAAACGUCGUAGUGGUCAGCGGUCAUCUCUUCUUGGUGAAAUAAACAACAACCCCUGGGGUCAGUACCACAAAAAGGAACAAGAAAACAUCAAGAGAAACGUGCCUUCAUGGAGCCAGUACUCGAGAGAUAUCAGUUGUACCUCCAGUACCGAAACAUUGCCGAGUGAACAAGUUAAAGAUACAGCUGACUCCCCUCAACACUUUAAUCUGCUCAAUCAACAGAACAAAAAUUGUAUGGAUACGUUGAAUGAGCUACACAGAGAACAAACCAACAACGAACAGAUUUUGAAUGAACAACCCAAAGAAACACUCAUCCCUACCAAAGAUGGUAACUUAGUAAUCCAAAAAGAUAACGAAACGUUGAACUCUGAAAAUAAUGGUUUCGUUUCACGUGAGAAAGGCGAUGACCACACUAUUCAGUCAUUAAUAAAAGAAGACGUAACACCUGAUGUAGAUCGUCAAGGUGUUGACGUAUCUGUCCCACAAAAUAUAUCGUCCCUGAACUGCAACCAUGAUAACCAAUCUAUGUCGACCGUGAACGACAGCGCUGACAGUUUCACAGAAGAAAGUUCACAUGAAGAAUGGUUACCCUGGGUUCCCAGAAGGCUAGAUGAAGAGAAUAGGAUGGAGAAGAAAGGAUCACAAGGUAGCUCUAGAAAUAGUUGGAUACAUUCACCAACGUUGUGUGACAACAUCAAAUCUGACUUGGAAACACCUACGGAAUCACCAUUCUCUGAUAUAUUUAGCGAUUCUGGAGAGGGUUCUUCAUCUGACAGUAAUAUGGAAGAAGAAGACGACGGCGACGAUAUUUCUCGUGGACUAGAAACGUUUCUGAAAGCAGUAGCAGCCAGACGAAGGGACAGAAGAAUUUCCUUAGAGAUGGGAUUUCUAAAACCAACACACGUUGGAAUAGAACAUAAGCUUAUUGCAAGUGCCACCUUCCAGAAAAACUACAGGAUCCCUGGUGCCAAAAUUGUCUACUUAUCAUUCCUGGCAGUACGAAAAAAGUUUAGAAAACGAGAUCUUGGGAGUUUACUUUUAAAGAAGUUAAAAUCCCCUUCUUUAGUGGGGCCCUAUGACGCUUUGGUCGUUAGAAGUGAAAACUCGAGUUUCCAGUUUUUCCGAAAAAAUGGAUUUACUGAUGACGUCAUCUUGAAUAGCAAGUUUAGAGAUGUUGACGAAGGUUGGGAAACGUCUAUAUUGAUGAGUUAUCUUCCUCCGUUUGAUGGUCAUUACCCACCGUUCCCUGGAACAAAAGAAUGGAACAGACCAGAAGCCGUGAUAGCAAUGGAAGAAGAGAUGGAGACGUGGCGACAGAAAAGUCUUGAAGCUUACCAAGCACAGGUCACGUGCUUAACAAGACUUCAACAGGAAGUGUUAAGGCUUCACAACCUGCUCCGAAAGCAGGAAGCUGCGAUUCAGUUUCUUAAAAAGGAAAAUCACAAACUUCAAAGUAAACUUCACAAAGUGGAGAGAAAGUCUACACGAGCCCUGGUGGAGAGUCUUGAAAAAGAAGCUGCAGACUUUGAAAAACUUUGUUCGUUCCAACUUCGACAGAAGAGCAACAGUUAAAAGUUUAAUCUGAAAAACAUUUUGUGUUCAUUAAUAUCGUUCCAACUUUCAGCAGAUGCACCUUUGUAUUCAGUAAUUUUGUUUUAAAGUUUUAGCUGAAAAACAUUUUGUGUUCAGUAUUGUUGUUUCAAUUUUCAGCAGAUGCACAUUUGUAUUCAGUAAUUUUGUUUUAAAGUUUGAGCUGAAAAACAUUUUGUGUUCAAUAAUAUCGUUCCAACUUUCAGGAGAUGCACAUUUGUAUUCAGUAAUUUUGUUUUAAAGUUUUAACUGACACAUUUUUGUAUUCAGUAACUUGGUUUAUUGCUGUAGCAAUUAAACGAAACAUGGUCUGUCAACACUUGUGUACAAAGUGAUUUGGCAGUUAAAAAUUUUAAUUGAAACAUGUUCUAUUUUAGGUAACUAUAUCUUUUUAUUCUUCUACUUAGCUGACGCACCGAAAUGAGAUUAGUUUAUAUUCAGUACCGCUUUUAUGGACUAAAAAAUCAACGAUUACGCCAAAUUUAAAACUCGAUAAAAAUUAUGUUUUACUCUAGAUAUUGUUUUAUUACAUUCUUCUAAAUGUUUUGUUAUGGAUUUCAAAUCAGAAGUGCAUAAACAAUAUUUGCAGUCAGACGUGAAGCCCUUCUGAUAGGCCUAGUAAAACUUUUAUGCUUCUCCAGCUUAAGUGCUUUACACCAUAUCAUUAAUAGGAAGCGUGUUUAUUUUAAUCCAGCAAGAACAUUUCAUGUACAUUGUUAAUUAUAACAAAAACUUAUUAUUGAUCAGUAGAGUUUCGAGAACAAGAGAAUCACAGUGAAGGACAUGCGCAGAGCGAUAAAUCUUACAUGUACGUUGAUCUUGCUGUUUUUCUAUAAUUAUGAGCUGUUGAAGAUCUAGCAGUCUACCCAUUGUUACGUUUUAAAACCAACAACAAGAUGACUGUCGGUUGAAGAAAUAAAGAUCAACGGAGGUGUGAGAUGUUACACCUUUAACUGUGAUUUGUCCACCCAACAGUUUAAACCUGUGCAGAACAGUAACUGCUUUAAUUAUUAACAACGUAGAACAGUGAAAAGUUACAGCUGUUCAACAGUUACUUUAGUUGCUGUGUUUAAAUCAGUAACAAAACUUACUUAACCGAUUACUGAGUACUUUUUUCUGAUUUACUUAAAGAUCAAUUUGUUAAAACAUAUAACUGGGGAAUGUUCCUUUUCAGGAAAUUAGCAAGUGUACUUCAGAAACAAAUGUUAAAAUGUUUAGACAGAAAUUUUGUGUUAAUUUGACUGCUGUGUGUAGAUUGGCACUUUGGUUACUUGUGUUACUACAUGAAAAACAAAACUUUUUAUAUACUGUUAAUGUUCUUCAAUAGUUCUAUUUAUUUACCGAGUACAAAAAUAAUUAAACUUUGUAUUCUCAUAGAACUUCUACUUCAUGUAUUAUGAUCUUAGAGUCUUGUCGAACUUUUCUUAGUCUCUAACUCGGUGAAGUGAUUUAUAAACUUAAUGUGAUGUUUAUAUAAGUACUGUUUUUUUUCCUUUACAUUUGAAACGCUGUACAAUUAACUUAUUGUUAGUCAUUUCUUAUUUUUAAUCUUACAAUUGAGAAUUAAAACUAAGCAUUGCCAUCACUUGCUACGUUUAUGAGCUAGGUAUAUUAUUGAGUUUUUAAAACUCUUAAGUGAAAAUAAUACUUUAAUAUUAAUCGUUCUGUUUUACGUGAAAUGCCUAGGCCAGGACACGGUGGUCCAACAUAUUGCAUGAAUUGGGUGAGACUAUAAAACAUGGGUUCUCAACCAAUUGGGUGCGACAUCAAACUUACUGAAUGGUGAGCGGCAGCGUUCAGAUAAGAUGGUAAUUAAGUGUAUUAUUUUUUAUGUUUACUUGUAAAUUUUAUAAAAUCUGAAAUAGAUACAGUCCUACAAUCUUAAAGGAUGUGUGCCUGUAUAAUGUGUUCAUCAUUUAUGUCACUUGAUUAGGUUUCAAAGCCUGAUUAGUACGUUUAAUGAGAAGUGAGAGUAGACUGUAAUUGUUCAUGUCAUCUUAUAAUACAUUCAUUAAUAACAUGAUUUUGUUGCUGAUCCCCUUUGCUCUGCCAAGUGGUUCAUUCAACCAGAGUUAAGACACGGUGGAUCAUUUAUACUUUUCUUUAAAUACAGCAAUGAAAAUACCAAUUACUGACACAACCACUCAAAAAAAAAUAAACAAUGACGUAGUAAAAUACCCAACAUAACUGUUUGUCAUUUCCACCUGAGAGAUACCAGUUGCUAUUUAGAGGUUACUGCAAGUGGGGGGUGCAAAUAAAUCUUAUCCCUGUGCCCCGGUCAUUAGCUGUAUCUUAUUUUUUCGAGACCCACAUGGAAGCAAUUUUUUUGCUCAGAUCUUAGUUAUUGAUACUUGGACAGUAUGUGGCAAAAAACUUAAACCACUUCAGAGCCAAAUACUAUUAACAAGUGCGGAACUGAUUAAGAUAUUUGAGUUCUGUGCUUUGCUUACCAAGACAGACUUUGUCUUACAAGAAUGGUGGUUUUGUAUUUAUAACUGUUUAUGUAAUUUAUAAAUUGUAGACCUAAAUUUAAUAUGUAAUUUGGUUUUUAUCUACUUUUCACCAAGUUUACCUUAAGAAACCUACCUUACAUUAUCUAUUUACAUUCAUUGACAAUUAUGAUUCAGUAUCAGCAUAUCAAUUGCUAAGGUUCUGAAAAGUUAUUGAAUGUUUGAACUUAAUUAUUAGAAUGAGCCAAAUGUUUUUGUGAGACGAAGAAAGAGAAACGCUUGAAGCGAGUAAAAUGUUUAUAUGUGCUUUUCUCUGUUAUUAAACUUUUAUUUUAUUUCGCUAUA